Messenger RNA from Diaporthe amygdali, 1278 nucleotides. RefSeq lists its product as uncharacterized. NCBI's taxonomy places the organism in Eukaryota, Fungi, Ascomycota, Sordariomycetes, Diaporthales, Diaporthaceae. Gene Ontology annotation, biological process: regulation of transcription by RNA polymerase II. The transcript is spliced from 3 exons. The record is from RefSeq and is a predicted model, not a curated record. Bases 1 to 1278 code for a protein of 425 amino acids. Gene Ontology annotation, molecular function: RNA polymerase II cis-regulatory region sequence-specific DNA binding; DNA-binding transcription factor activity, RNA polymerase II-specific.
AUGUCGUCUCCAGCUCCCGGUGAGGUUAUGGGCAUCACCAAUAUGCUGAACCAAAAGGGCGGCGUUCAAGUAGCAACGCAAUCAAUUCCAGGUGUUCAGGGAUCAACUCCAGAACAACCUGUUCACCAGCAACUCCCUCAGAUGACGAUGGAUCGUGCCGAUUCGCCUCACGGAUCCGAACACUCGAGGUAUUCUCAGCCUAACAUGAACGGCAGCAUGCAAAACGGACGGCCGUACGGCUCUCCCAGUGCCAUGCACGCUCCUCUUCAUAUGCCUGAGCCUAACAUGGGCCCCAUUGGAUUUCCUGGCAUGGCCCCCGAUAUCUCCCAUGCCAUGCCUCAAUACGCAAAGCCUCCCGAGGCGGUAGCGGCCCAGCCACCACCCAAGGCAUACCCAUGCAGCACUUGCGGGAAGGGAUUCGCGAGACGCAGUGAUCUUGCCCGUCAUGAGCGCAUCCACACUGGAGUGCGUCCACACGUCUGCGAUUAUCCAAACUGCGGCAAGCAAUUCAUCCAGCGUUCAGCUCUCACAGUUCAUCAGCGUGUCCACACUGGAGAGAAGCCGCACAUGUGUGAACGCUGCGGAAAGAAGACAUUCACGAGACGCACAACACUCACUCGCCAUCAAAAUCACCAUACUGGCACGGUCGAAGAUGCUGCUCGCGCCACUGCGGAGGCCCUGGCCAGGAACAGCGUAGCCCGCUCAGGCUCCGCACGCCCUGCCCGGUCUGAGGGUGACCAGAUUAGCAACCACGGUUCACCGAUCUCUACGCCGUCUCCGGCUCAGAGGACCAUGUCGAUGUCACCAAGUGCUGAGAUGGUUGGUGCCAAUGGAAUGCAACACGGAUACGUGGGUAACACCUCCCUGCCUGCUCACCUGCGCAACGACCUGCACACUGGCAGCCCCACCUCUACAACGUCGGCAGGUUUCGCCAACAACGUCCGGCCGACUUCUCACCCCACGAGCUACGGCGCACCACCGACGACACUGGAGCCGAGCAUCGAAAACGGGCAGGGACCUGGUAGCGCGGCUGGAAGCCCCCACAUGAGCAGUGUCGGAUGGGCUUCUCCUUCGCAUGGGGUGGGUUCGCCUGUUCAUAGUAACAACGGUAACGGCAGCUACGUCUACCCGGAUCCUGACCAGGGGUAUCCCACAAACGCGGCGGCGCAAGGGCAGUUGUUCUACAGCGCCGCCAUGGGCUUGCAGCGGCCUGGAAGCGCUGAGCCCGGUGCAGCGAACUACAACAAGCCACGUCAGGGCGAGCUCUGGGCUGCCUAG